AUGGCCAUGGAUACUCUCUACGAUUACCACAUAUGGCAACCUCAAGAAGGGGAAGGUGAUCUUAAUGUUACCAUGUCCAAUUCUCACUUGCUUCCUUGUGACUGUUUCCUUUUUCAUCUUCACUUUCGCCACGUUCUUCAGUCAAAUCACCCUCAAGAAUUUCAUCUACUCUUAAAUUCCUCUCUAUCUUCUUUCUUGAUACCUUGCAACGUCUUUCUCGCUACUGGCUCCAGUAUCCUGAUCGCCGUUUUCUCUGACACCGGCGUUGCGCAAGACUUCUUGGACACGGCGGUGCCGGACGUUCUCUCCGUCGCGGCUGAUAUCGCAUGCAAUCCUCUUAAUGCUGGCCGUAGGAUACUUCCGUUGGCGGUGUCCGUUUUAGUCGUUUCGCCGUAUAAUGAACGCGAGGAAAUUGGGCGAGUUUUGCGGGAAUCAUCGGCGCAACCGUUUAAAACGUUGCCGGCUAGUGAGACGGCAAUCGAAGGUUUGAAGAAUGUGGAUAUUGAUGUUGGUGGGGAGUUGUUGAUUGGGGAAUGUAGAAUAUGUUUGGAUGAACUGAUGAAUGGGAUGGAAGUUACGCGAUUGCCAUGCGCUCAUGUUUACCAUAGAGACUGUAUCGUUAAAUGGCUGGAGACGAGUCAUUUGUGCCCGUUGUGCCGCUACGCAAUGCCACUGAGCUGA
Molecule: messenger RNA, 681 nt
Organism: Benincasa hispida (wax gourd)
Lineage: Eukaryota; Viridiplantae; Streptophyta; Magnoliopsida; Cucurbitales; Cucurbitaceae
Product: E3 ubiquitin-protein ligase RING1-like
Biological process (GO): protein ubiquitination
Cellular component (GO): cytoplasm
Molecular function (GO): zinc ion binding; ubiquitin protein ligase activity
Source: RefSeq, a predicted model, not a curated record